AGUCACCCUUAUCCGGAAGGGGCAGGGGAGGCCAAAGAACCUAGCAGACAAAGAGGCUUGACCUUAGAAGAAAAGAAAAACUUUUGAGGGAGUUCCUCUCUAGGUGUUCGACGUGGGAUAAUUAUUUUGCUUAGUUGAAUUCCCCUGAAGGUGUUGAAGUAAGUCCUUAUUAGUUUUGAGACAAUGCCUUCAUAUCUGUUCAGACUUCAGACCUCCAUUGGUAUCUUUAUGGAUCAUUUUGCUUGAGACUUAUAUAUGCUGCAAUGAAGAGAACGAAAGCUGCUUCAAUUUAGUUGAUUUAAUUGCUGUUUUCGCCAAUUCAAUAUGAAAUCUCCAGUUCCUCUGUGCCUAAACCUUUUUCCUAAUCUCUCCAUGGUCGUUGAUCUCUGGAACUCUAAAAUACGAGAAGCUGUAAGUCAGAACAAUGCCCACAAAGCCCUUUUUCUCUUCCGCCAAAUGAAACAAAAUGGCCUGCAACCCAACAAUUUGACCUUCCCUUUCAUAUCCAAAGCCUGUGGCAAGGUUUGCAAUUUUGAAUAUUCCCAAAUCAUCCACACCCACAUCUUAAAGUCCCCAUUUUACUCAAAUGUGUUUGUACAAACAGCGAUGCUUGAUAUGUAUGUAAAAUGCCAUGAACUAAACAUGGCAUAUAAGCUGUUUGUGGAAAUGCCAAAAAGGGAUGUUGCUUCUUGGAAUGUGAUGCUUGUGGGUUUCGCACAACUGGGUUUCUUUGAUAAAGUUGUUCAUAUAUUUCGGGAGAUGAGGUAUGCAGGCAAUUUUCCUGAUUCAAUCACAGUUAAGGGAAUGAGUCAGGCCAUAUCAUGUGUGAAGGAUUUGAAAUUAGCAAAGGGUGUUCACUCAUUUGGAAUUCGAAUUGGGACAGAUAAUGAUGUUUCUGUUGCUAACACUUGGAUAUCAUUAUAUGCUAAAUGUAGUGAUUUGGAGAUGGCCAAGUCAGUUUUUGAUGGAAUUGAAGUAGGUUUAAGGAGUAUAGUCUCAUGGAAUUCUAUGAUUGCAGGGUAUGCUUAUCUGGAGAAAUUUUUAGAGGCUUUUAAUUCUUACAAAUGGAUGCUGUGUGAUGGAUUGAGGCCUGAUAUUAGUACGAGUAUUAGCUUGCUUUCUUCAUGUGUACUGCCAGAGAGAGUUUUUCAAGGUAUGCAGAUUCAUUCCCAUGUAAUUAGAUUAGGUUGUGAUUCAGAUAUUCACGUGGUUAAUACUCUUAUAUCUAUGUAUUCCAAGUGUGGAGAUGUUCACUCUGCAAGAUUUUUAUUUGACAGCAUAUGCAAAAGAAGUUGUGUUACUUGGACUGCCAUGAUAAGUGGUUAUGCAAAGAAACAGGGUAUGGAUGAGGCCUUGAAUUUGUUCAAUGCAAUGGAAGCAGCUGGUGAGACACCUGAUUUGGUUACUGUACUUUCUAUGAUUUCGGGUUGUGGCCAAACCGGUGCUCUUGGACUCGGAAAGUGGAUUGAUGCUUAUGCCACUAUGAACUGUUUAAAGCACAAUGUUGUGGUUUGCAAUGCAUUGAUAGACAUGUAUGCAAAAUGUGGAAGUAUAUCUGAUUCCAGGGAUGUCUUUAAUACCAUGCCCAGUAAAACUGUUGUCUCCUGGACAACCAUGAUUGCAGGUUUGGCUUUGAAUGGAUCAUUUGAAGAAGCUUUGAACCUUUUCAAUAGGAUGAUUGAGUUGGAGAUGAAGCCAAAUCACAUAACAUUUCUAGCCAUACUUCAAGCAUGCACUCAUGGUGGUUUUCUUGAGAAAGGUUGGGAAUGCUUCAAUAUGAUGACCAAAGUUUAUAAGAUAAGUCCUGGAUUAGAUCAUUAUUCCUGCAUGGCAGAUCUCCUUGGUCGUAAAGGAAAGCUAAAAGAAGCAUUGAAAUUUAUUCAAGAUAUGCCUGUUGAACCUGAUGCAGCCAUAUGGAGUGGAUUACUUAGUGCUUGCAAGAUACACCACAACAUCGAGAUUGGUGAAUAUGCUUCUCAGCGCCUCUUUGAGAUGGAGCCCUAUGUUUCCUUUCCAUAUGUUGAGAUGGCUAACAUAUAUGCAUCAGCAGGAAGGUGGGAUGGAGUUGCAAGGAUGAGAUAUAUGAUGAGAAGUAACAGGAUUAAGAAGUCACCAGGACAGAGCUUUGUUGAAGUAAAUGGGAAAACUUGUGCUUUCACUGUUGAAGACAGAGGUCAUUUUGACAGGGAUCUAAUAUAUGCUGUUUUGGAUGGUUUGAUUUUGCAGUCAAAGGAAGAAGGUUCCUCACAACAUUCAGAUGGAACUCAAAAAUUUGACUUGGAAAUUAGUAAUAUAGAAUGAUGUGGUUUGAUGGCAUUAGUGAAAGCAAUAUAUUGGGUUGGGCUUGCAUUGUGCAUUUUGUUUAUCGUAAACAAAUUAAACAGUGAGUUUUUGAAGCAGAGGCGAUUGGAUUAGUAAGGAAUUUGGAGGUUUUGGAUUUAAGUUAUAAUUGGAUUAAUGAGAAUCUUCUUCAUUCAGUUGUUUGAUGAAUCUAAGGGUAUUGGGAUUGUAGAAUAACUGAUUGUUUUUUUUGGUGUAUACCAGAGAAAUUGUUGAAUGGAUCAGUGCUGAUUGAAGAACUGAUAUGUCAGUGGUGAUGGAUAUGCAGGUGUUUCUUCUAUCUUUCUUUCUUGGUUAUUCCUCAAAUUCUCUUUUCCAUGUCCUUCUUUCUUGGGACAAUAAUGUGUUCAUGGGGUUGCUAUUGUUGCAUACAAGAGGACUGGGUGCAGGAAGCAGCUUGGGAUGUCUGAAUAUUUGUAACAAAAGCAGUUAUAGGUGUGUAAUAGUAGUUAGUAGUAUAGCUGGAGUUGGUUAAAGAAGUUAUAAUUGGCGGGAAUAUUUGGAGCACACUAUAACAGUAGACUGAGCUGUAUAAAGACAGCUAGGAGGUUGAUGUUAGGCAUUCAAGAAUUUUUAGAAAUAAAUAUAAUGAAGCUGAAAUAAAAAAUCAAUAAACUACAUUUUUAUUUA
Molecule: messenger RNA, 2970 nt
Organism: Manihot esculenta (cassava)
Lineage: Eukaryota; Viridiplantae; Streptophyta; Magnoliopsida; Malpighiales; Euphorbiaceae
Product: pentatricopeptide repeat-containing protein At4g19191, mitochondrial
Exons: 1
Coding region: 325-2301 (658 amino acids)
Biological process (GO): RNA modification
Molecular function (GO): protein binding; RNA binding
Source: RefSeq, a predicted model, not a curated record